GACAUACUCACACCCGCAUACAUAUACUACAAUUUGACAAUCAUUGGCUUGAACAACUAUGGCCGGCCUCAAAAACUCCACAUUCGGCAAACGUCUCCGCGCAUCCCACCACGACACCGACGACGAUUCUCCCCGCCGAACCCGCGCCCGCAUCAACCCCAUGUUUGCCCCCGGCGCGUCCCCGGCCCCUUCGCUCGACACUUCCGCCUCCUCUUCCACCCCACCCGCCCCCAUGGCCUCCUCCAAGCUCGCCUCGUCCCAGCCCACCCUCGUCCAGCCCCCCUCCCAGCCCAGUUUUGCCCCCGCCCACCACAACAACGCGCAUACAUCCAUGAACAUUAGUCCGACGCGUCGACCCAGAACCAACAGCCGCAAGCGCGACUGGGACGAUGCAGGCGACGCGUUUGGCCCACGCGCGGGGCCCUCGACGGCCGCGACGGAGCGUGGCAAGAGCAAGGAUUACGGCGAUCGCUUCGUGCCCUCCCGCGAUACGGGCGACAUGCGCACGUCCUACCAUCUCAUGGAGGAUUCCACCCCAUCCACCCCGUCCAAGAACCGGAUCAUCCCCACCGAAUCGGACGCUCUCAAAGAACAAGCCAACGCGAUAUUCAACUCCAUCCUCCACACCGAAGUCACCCCGCCCCGCCCCUCGUGCCCCAGCUCCCCACAGCGUCCAUCUGCGACACACACACCCGCGUCCGCCAUGCCCACCACCCCCACGCGCCGCCGCAUCUUCCAAUACCACUCUCCAGGCACCGGCCCCAUGUCCGGCGUCGUCAGCACAAACACCAAUCCCCCAGGCACCCCACCGCAGCGCCGCGGCCUCGACACGCCUACGGACGCCGCAUACGCCCUCUCCCCCGUGCGCGCCGCCUCGCGCACCCUGCUCGAGUCGCCCCGCCGCGCGCCACGCGCGAUGUGCAAGACGCCGUAUCGCGUGCUGGACGCGCCGGAGCUCGCGGACGACUUUUACCUCAACCUCGUGGACUGGAGCAGCACGAACGUGCUCGGCGUGGGGCUUGGCAGCUGCGUGUAUCUCUGGACGGCGCACAACGCGGCCGUGUCGAAGCUGUGCGAUCUUGGUCCGCAGGGGGACACGGUCAGCUCGGUGUCGUGGGUGCAGAAGGGCUCGACCCUCGCAGUCGGCACCGUCUCCGGCCGGCUGCACAUCUACGACGCGCACACGCUCACACUCGCGCGCUCGUACAUGCCCGCGCACCAGCAGCGCAUCGGCGCGCUCGCGUGGUCCUCGCACGUCCUCUCGUCGGGCUCGCGCGACCGCUCUGUGCACCACCGCGACGUGCGCGCGCCCGGCACGCGCCCGUUCCGCCGCAGCGUCGGGCACAGGCAGGAGGUGUGCGGGCUCAAGUGGAGCGAGGACGGCGGGCCGCAGGGGGCGGCGCUUGCGAGUGGGGGGAACGAUAAUAAGGUCUGUAUAUGGGAUUUGAGGGGGAGCAAGAGGGCGAGUGGGUUGGGUGGGGGUGGAUUUGGGUUAGGGGCAGGAGGCGGUGGAGGUGGUGGGAUGGGGACUGGGACGGGGCUGGGUGGUGGUGUCGGCUCGCACGGGAGUCUCGGCAGCGGCGCGAGCAGCGCGACGAUUGGGAGCUCGCUCACCAUGUCCUCUGGCACUGCCGCUCCUCAGCCUAUCGUCGGCGGCAACUCUGCAUCCGCCACAGCGCCGGGGGCGAUGGCCAACGGCGCGAACACGGACACAUCGGAAGAGUCGGACGCACCGCUGUGGAAGUUCCACGAGCACACAGCGGCCGUAAAAGCGCUCGCGUGGGACCCGCACGUGUCGGGGCUGCUCGCGACAGGCGGGGGCACGCAGGACAAGCACAUCCGGUUCUGGAACACGCUGAGCGGGACGAUGCUGAGCGAGCUGGACACGGGGAGCCAGGUGUGCAAUCUGAUGUGGUCAAGGACGUCGCACGAGCUCGUGAGCACGCACGGGUUCAGCAGUACGACGGCGCAGAACCAAAUUUGCGUGUGGCGGUAUCCGGCGCAGAAGAUGGUGGGUGCGCUGAGUGGGCAUGCGGCGAGGGUGUUGUACCUUGCGAUGAGUCCGGAUGGGGAGACGAUUGUGACGGGGGCGGGGGACGAGACGCUGAGGUUCUGGAAUGCGUUUCCGCGCGUGGGUGGGGGCGAGAGGCGGGAGAGUGCGUUGGAUUAUGGGCGGUUGAUCCGGUAGGGGGGCCAGCGGAGGAGGAGGAGAUUUCCUUUGGAUCCUUUGGAGAUUUCGAAACCCAUAUCUCAGUUUUGGUCCCAUUCGUUGGGGAUUUAUCGUUGGUCGAAUGUCGCCGCUCUCAUCUACCCAUCUGCGCAUCCAAUGUCCUGUCUUGUCAAGCAUACUCUCGGCCCGUUCUCGCUGACCGUUGCAUCGUACCUCUGCCUCGCUUUGCUCAUCGGUCCUCCCUGUUCUCGCUCUCGUCAUCGCAUCCUCCGCUUUCCGUAUCUGUCCGCAAAAACUUGUUCUGCGCACCUUGCUUGAUCACUAGUCACUAUCCAGGAUGUUCACUCAUCCCCCACUCCCCGCCACCCGCCCAUGUACAGUGUGUGCCCGCAUCCAUCCUCCAUCUAGCAUCACCAUCUACACGCCCCCCAUGUCCACCUGCACCAUCCAUCUACGCCCAUGUCUAUGCCCGCACGCUCCCACUUAUGCCCAUACGCCCAAAAACCCGCUCACGUCUGCUCAUGCUCCCUCUGCUCUCACAAUUACGUCUCUCGUUCACCGUACUCUACAUGUAUAUGUAUCGCCACCGUCCUCUCGUUCCGUUUAGCAAUCAAUCGCCGAUGCCUUAGUACGCAUCCGAUGCGUCGUCCUCGC
Molecule: messenger RNA, 2824 nt
Organism: Coniophora puteana RWD-64-598 SS2
Lineage: Eukaryota; Fungi; Basidiomycota; Agaricomycetes; Boletales; Coniophoraceae
Product: WD40 repeat-like protein
Exons: 3
Coding region: 59-2188 (709 amino acids)
Biological process (GO): anaphase-promoting complex-dependent catabolic process; positive regulation of anaphase-promoting complex-dependent catabolic process; positive regulation of ubiquitin protein ligase activity
Cellular component (GO): anaphase-promoting complex
Molecular function (GO): ubiquitin ligase activator activity; protein binding; anaphase-promoting complex binding
Source: RefSeq, a predicted model, not a curated record